CUCUGAUCUCUCUCCCUCUCUCCUUUUCUCAUGCCUCCCCACAACCCCAUGAUCUCCGCUCUUGAGCUGCCUUCUGGGUCAUGCGUUGGUAUCUUAUUCACCGGAAAUUCAUUGAGCUGUCGGUUCUUGAAAAUUGAUUGGACAACUUUGUUUUGUUUUCCGUGAAAAUGCCAGAAAUUUCAGAGCUUCAUUCCCUCUUUUGGUGUGUCCCAUUAUUGUACAUCAGCUCAGUUGAGAUCAAAUCGAUUAUCAAGUUGGAACCUUUUAAUGUGCUCGAGCUCGGGAAAAAGAGAGCUCUUUUUUUUUUUCCCCUCCCUGUUAGUAUCAUCCCUCACUCUCUCUGGAAGUCCGUGAUCUUAGGCUUUUGAAUAUUUCAAUUUCUCCAUUCGAUUGAUGCCGAUGAGCUAUUCUUUGUUUUCGGGUUGUUGAUCUAUGAGCAAUCGCAGUUCUUUAUAGCUUGUACUGGGUGAUCCUCAGUGCAGUGAAUUGAAUUACAGGUUUUGAUAUAUGGGUUUAUCGAAUUUAAGUGACAGCUUCUCCUUAUAGGGUUGCUGAUUGUGGAUCACCAGCUUUGAAUUCGAAUAUGGAGGACGAUAGACUAAGUGAUCUCCCUCCAAACAUUGUUGAAAGCAUCCUCACGAGAUUGCCAAUUCGUGAAGCUGUGAAGACGAGCAUCUUGUCUCGUUCUUGGAGGGGCCGAUCCACAUGUUUAAGCUCUCAACCUCGUACUUGCAGUACGUCCCUGACAUUGACCAAUGGAUACUUUUCCUCUCGAGGAAUGAUAUCAAAGAGCUGGUCCUUGAGUUAGGAGAAGGAGAGUGGUUCAGGGUACCAUCUUGCUUGUUCAACUGCUCCAAACUGACGCGUUUAGAAUUAGUUAACUGUGAAUUGGACCCACCUCCUACUUUUAAGGGAUUCCCAAAUUUGAGGAUCCUUACCCUGCAUCAAGUUCUUGUUGCAGCCGAUGCGAUUGAAAGUCUCAUCUCCAGUUGCCCUGUUCUUGAGAAUCUAUCCUUAUCAUACUUUGAUAGUCUAGCAAUGACAAUCUCGGCUCCAAAUCUGAAGUAUUUGAAUCUCGAAGGCGAAUUCAAGGAUAUUUGCCUCGAGAACACCCCUGCCUUGGUUGCUCUGUCUGUAGCUAUGUACAUGACUGAUGAUAUAGCGGAGCACUUUGAACAAAGUUCUAGUUGCAAGUUUGUCAAGUUUCUUGGCGGCACUCCUCUUCUUGAGCACCUCAUCGGGCAAAUUUACUUCACAAAGUACUUAAGCAUAGGUGAUUACCCAGCAACAUUCUCGAUCACAUAUGAUCGCUUGAAAGUCAUUGAACUGUAUCAAGUGAGUUUCGAGGACAUGAAAGAGAUUCUUGUUGUUCUGCGGCUGAUUACAAGUUCUCCAAAUCUUAGAGAACUGACGAUAUCGGUAAGUUUUGAUGGGACACUGUAUAAUGUGAUUGAAAGGAGUCUGUUUUAUGAUUUUCUCUCUCUGUUGCAGGGUUCUUCAAACACAGUAGCCAGUGCUGUUGUCACCACCGAUUUGGACUUUUGGGAGGAAGAAUGCCCUUCAGAUUGCACAUUUGGGCAAUUAAAGUCAGUAAAGAUGACUGAUUUAUCUUGUGUGCCACAUGAGCUGGAAUUUAUAAAAUUCAUCCUUCGGAAUUCACCGAUUCUGGAGACAAUGCGUGUUUCUCCUUCUUCGUAUGUCAAAGACAAAACAGUUAACAUGCUGAUGCAGUUGGUGAGGUUUCGGCGAGCCUCUGCUCAAGCUGAACUUAUAUUUGAGCAUGAAUGAAGGGAGCUUUGUGAAUUCGCCGUGUACAUUUUAUUUUUCCCUUCAACUCUUGGGAUUUAUUCUUUUCCAGGCAGGUUGACAUGCUUGCUUCUAUCACAUUGCAUUUAUCUGAAGUUUCACAAAUGGUCAUAUUCGAAUUUUUAUGAAAUAAUCCUCUGAAUGCAUGUAUAUAUGCUUUCGAAUCUCA
Molecule: messenger RNA, 1975 nt
Organism: Punica granatum (pomegranate)
Lineage: Eukaryota; Viridiplantae; Streptophyta; Magnoliopsida; Myrtales; Lythraceae
Source: RefSeq, a predicted model, not a curated record